UUUGUUCGCGGUUGUGGAGUGGUUUGGAAAAUUCAUGUUUUACAUAAUUCUCUUCAAUUAAUUGGAGAAAAGUUUAAUAAGGGAUUUCCCAUUGCUCGGCGAAAUGGCGCAGCUUCCAUCGCCGCUGAUAUCACAUUCGCAAAAAGUUUGCCGUCUGUAUAAAAAAAUUUUGCGAAAUAUCGAAUCUUGGUGCAUAAGUAAACAUGAAUUCAGAUACAAUGCAACGAUUUGUCGGUCAAAAUUCGAAGUGAACAAGGGUAUAAAAGAUCUGCGAUUAGCCAAUAAACUUUUAAAUGAAGGAGAAGAAUGGCAUUUUAAAUAUCAACAUCCGAUUCCAAAGAAAUUCCCCUAUUCGGUUGGAGGCUGCGCCUAUCAACGUGAGCCCCUAAUUCCCGAUUGGGUUCUCGAUUACUGGGAUCCUUGGGAAAAGGCCUUUUAUCCAAAAUAUUUUGCUAAACGCGAGCAACGAAAGAAAGAGUACGUUGAGUUCUAUAAGAAAAUGUACGGCGAACCCGAAAAGGAGCAUCAUUAAAAGCAAAAGAGAAGCAAUUCUUGUUAUUUCUUGCUCGUUUGUUCAACAAACAGCUUAGGAUUUAUUAACAUACUAUUUAGAAGAAUGUCAACUUGUAAAUAAAGACAAUCUAAAAAUGUAAA
Belonocnema kinseyi is the source of this 654-nucleotide messenger RNA. RefSeq names its product NADH dehydrogenase [ubiquinone] 1 beta subcomplex subunit 9 (gene ND-B22). The record is from RefSeq and is a predicted model, not a curated record. Bases 104 to 532 code for a protein of 142 amino acids. NCBI's taxonomy places the organism in Eukaryota, Metazoa, Arthropoda, Insecta, Hymenoptera, Cynipidae. The transcript has 2 exons. Gene Ontology annotation, biological process: mitochondrial electron transport, NADH to ubiquinone.